Molecule: messenger RNA, 435 nt
Organism: Aspergillus homomorphus CBS 101889
Lineage: Eukaryota; Fungi; Ascomycota; Eurotiomycetes; Eurotiales; Aspergillaceae
Exons: 2
Coding region: 1-435 (144 amino acids)
Source: RefSeq, a predicted model, not a curated record
AUGGACCACCUUGCUCUGGAGCUCACUGCGCGACCCGAAUUCGAGAUCCUCAAGGUGCUGAUCCAGGAUCCCAACUCGAGUCCCGCUAGACCAGUCCACAAACUGCUCCGGACACGCGAGGCCCAAAGUCUGGCGCAAGCGGAAGAACCCCCCAGCGAGAUCGAUGACGUCCACGCGUCGUUCCCAAUGCGGUCGCUCAUCGAGCUCGCCAAUCUCACUCCUGCUUCUCAGCAGACCAAGCUCGAGGAAUUUGUCUCCCAGCUCCAGAGAUUCCGGGUGUGUGAUCGAGCAACAGGCCAACAGCCGACGGCGCUCAACUUGACACUGUGGACCGACCUCCCUUACCUCCGGGUCCAUGUUGACCAGAUGGUCGGCUUUAAUCCACUGACUUUGCCGGCUGCUCCCCCCGUGUUGUCGAUCUCUGGCCCACGCUAA